Messenger RNA from Echinococcus granulosus, 1143 nucleotides. RefSeq names its product Tmem57 protein. Lineage: Eukaryota; Metazoa; Platyhelminthes; Cestoda; Cyclophyllidea; Taeniidae. The coding region runs from base 1 to 1143 and encodes 380 amino acids. The record is from RefSeq and is a predicted model, not a curated record. The transcript is spliced from 3 exons.
AUGAACCCCAAUCGUUGCACCUCCGACACCUGCACUCAUCGAAUGCACGAGCUGGAGACUCGGUUGAAGUCCCUCACCCGUGAACUGUCCAUGAAGGAGGCACAGCUGAUCGCUGCGUCACAGUCCAACCUCCUGAAACAGUCCCAACAACAGCAGCAACAACAUCAGAGCUGUGAACAGAGUCACCGUAUUGCUGAUCUCAUGAUCCAUCUUGGCGAUCUAGAGGCGGAGAAUGCGCGACUUAAAGCGGCUAUUAAAUCGGAGGAAAAGAUGAAACAGGAACUACUUGCCGGCUAUCACAACUCUUUGAAGGAGAUCACCGAACUCAAUUCCACAUUAACGCGGAAGGAGUACCAAAUAGUGGAUCUACAUAUGCGGUUGGAUAUGAUGAAUCCAAACAGUCCUUUCAAUAUCAUCCUUGCAUCAGACGCCUCCUCAGGACCUGACGGAAGGGGUGGAGGUCAUCCACGUACUUCCACAAGUUUCCUCAAUACCACCAGUGCAGGUGGUGGGAGCGGAAGUAGUCUUUUCCCACCUCGUUCUGCUGACAACGAUUUUAAUUUCGGUGGAGGGAGCGGCUGGCCACCCUUCCCCACCUCCUCCGCGGCCAAUUCUGUCGCAUUUUCUGAACAUCAUCACCAGCAGCAGCAGCAGCAGCAGCAUCGGCUGCGCUCUGAAAGCACCAGUGCUGUGCUCAAUGUUCUCAUGAGUACACGGGAGGAUAAAAGUGCAAUUCAACCACCGCUACCGCCACCUCCGAGAUUCGAUACCAAUGCUGAGGUGGAUCUAGAGGUGGCUUCAAACAGUCUCUCUCCUCCAGAGUUCUUGUCCAAACUGAGGACCCAGUUGGCGAUGGCAGGGGCAGCGAACGGUCCACCACCCCAACCACAGUCACCGCCACAGCCGUCUCAGCGAGCACCACCACCACAACAGCCCCCACCGAUUAGUCCGCCUUCGCGUGACAUCGUCGGUGCGAUUUCAGUAGAACCGGAGAGCCUGCCUCAGAUCAGUCCUGGUGCGGUGGUCGAGACUGAAAGUGACGCGGCAAACGGCGGUGGUGGGGUAAUGGGAGAGGAGGUGAUGGGAGCGGGAAAGACAGGGGCUCUCUUCUUACCGCAUAAACACUUCUACCUUAUCAACUGA